UUCUGCUCUUCUUUUUCUCUUUUUUCUUCACUCUCAUUUGGACUCUCUCAUCGAGAGAGAAUCGAAAAAACAUCGCAAUGGGAGAACGGAAAAUCCCGUUCUCUCCUUCGCUUCUGAUCAUCUCUUCCUUCUUUUUCAUCUUCCUCCGUCUCUUCCCUUCCGCCGUCGCAGACGACGCUGCAAUCAUGAAGAAACUCGCCGCCAAUCUCAAAUCAACCCCUACAGACUGGACAGGUAGCGACCCAUGCUCAUGGACAGGCAUUAAAUGCGACAACUCGAACAGGGUCACCGCCAUUAACCUCGCUUCCAAGAGUCUAUCUGGUACCCUUACUCCAGAUCUCAAUCAACUCACCCAGCUUCAAACCCUCGCUCUUCAAAACAACGGUAUUGGAGGCUCAUUACCCACCCUUGCAAACCUCACAAAUCUCCAAGAGGUUUACUUAGACAACAAUAACUUCACAUCGAUUCCUUCCACUUUCUUCACCGGGCUCACCAAUUUGCAGAAUCUGAGUAUAAGCCAAAAUAUCAACUUGGAACCAUGGCUGAUCCCUGCAAGUCUCGCUGAUUCGUCGAGUUUGGUCUAUUUCUAUGCGAGCAACGCUAAUGCUGUGGGUACCAUUGUGGAUAUUUUUGGGUCAUUUCCGAAUUUGCAAUCCCUACGGCUUUCCUACAACAAUCUCACAGGUUCUUUACCCAAAUCCUUCGCAGGAAGUGGGAUUCGGAACCUUUGGCUUAACAAUCAGGUUCUUGGUUUGUCUGGGCCGAUUGAUGUUAUAGGAACAAUGACGCAGCUCAGUCAGGUAUGGCUCCAUCAGAAUGCAUUUACAGGGUCGAUUCCAGAUCUUUCGAACUGUACCACUCUGUUUGAUCUUCAGCUUCGUGGCAAUCAAUUCACUGGGGUGAUACCCUCUUCGUUAAUGUCGCUGUCUCAUUUGGUUAAUGUUUCUUUGGAUAACAAUAACUUCCAAGGUCCUUACCCGAGUUUUGGUACUGGAGUUCUGGUAACUCUUGGCACAACCAACAAUUUCUGUAAUUCAAAGCCAGGUCCUUGUGCACCUCAGGUGACGACAUUGCUUGCUAUUGCCGGAGACCUUGGUUACCCUAUGAACUUAGCGACUUCUUGGGGAGGGAAUGACCCGUGCCAAGGUUGGACUUUUAUUACCUGUGAUGCGCAGAAGAAUGUAACAAUAGUUAACUUUGCAAAACAGCACUUCACGGGAACGAUCUCACCUUAUUUUGCUAACCUUACUUCAUUGAAGAGUUUGUUGUUGAAUGACAAUAAUCUCAGCGGCCCGAUUCCGGCUACUUUGACCAGCUUGAUUCAACUCCAAACGCUUGAUGUUUCCAACAACAACCUCUCUGGACUAGUUCCAGUUUUUCCUGCUGGUGUAACAUUGAAAUUGACAGGUAACAAGUUUCUUGGCAGCAAUUCAACAUCUGGUGGAGGUGGCGGUGGAAGCCCAGAAUCCAGUCCAGGUUCGAGAUCCCCGACCGGAAAUAACAACUCAACCUCUGGAGGAGCAAAGAGCUCCCAUGGUCGAUCUGGUUUGAUUGCUGGUGUAGUGGUUGCCGCUGUGAUUUUUAUGGGUGUCGUAGCUUUUGUCAUAUGUUACGCUAAGAAACGCAAACAGAAAACUGGGUUGGUCCCUCUCCCUCAGAAUGAGAAGGAAAUGGGGAAGAAUGGAGCAGUUGGCCCUUCAAAUGGAUAUGGUGGGUUCGGAAGUGAAUUACAAAGUCAAAGCAGUGAUACUAGUGAAGUCCAGGUCUUUGAUGGUGGAAAUGUUGCUAUUUCAAUCCAAGUCCUCCGAGAGGUGACGAACAACUUCAGUGAAGAGAACAUAUUGGGUAGAGGAGGAUUUGGAGUUGUCUACAAAGGAGUACUCCAUGAUGGGACACAAAUAGCAGUGAAGCGGAUGGAAUGUGCUGCAAUGGGUACAAAGGGGAUGAAUGAAUUUCAGGCAGAGAUUGCAGUCCUUACAAAGGUUAGACACAGGCAUCUGGUCGCUCUUCUGGGGUUCUGCGUCAAUGGCAAUGAGAGGCUUUUGGUAUAUGAGUAUAUGCCACAGGGGACUUUGGGGGAGCAUUUAUUUGAUUGUAAUGCAAAUGGGUAUCCUCCUCUUACAUGGAAACAGAGGGUGACAAUCGCACUAGAUGUAGCCAGGGGAGUAGAAUAUCUUCAUGGCUUAGCACAGCAGAGUUUCAUCCAUAGAGAUUUAAAGCCCUCGAAUAUACUUAUUGGGGAUGACAUGAGAGCUAAGGUUUCUGAUUUUGGUUUAGUUAAGAAUGCUCCUGAUGGGAAGUUUUCCAUUGAGACUCGAUUGGCAGGAACAUUUGGGUAUCUUGCACCUGAAUAUGCUGCAACUGGGAGGGUGACCACAAAAGUUGAUGUUUAUGCAUAUGGUGUGGUCUUAAUGGAGCUGAUCACUGGUAGAAAAGCACUGGAUGAAACCAUGCCAGAUGAUAGAACACAUCUAGUGACAUGGUUCCGUAGGGUCCUGAUCAACAAAGACAACAUUGGAAAAGCUAUUGACCCUUCCCUUGACCCUGAUGAUGAGACCUUUGAGUACAUUUGCAAGGUGGCAGAGCUUGCGGGUCAUUGUACGGCUCGUGAACCUUCUCAGAGACCAGAUAUGGGACAUGCAGUGAACAUCUUGGCUCCUCUUGUAGAACAGUGGAAACCCAGUUCCCACCACGAAGGAGAUGGUUAUGGCAUUGACCUCCACUUGAGCCUACCUCAAGUGCUAGAGCAAUGGCAAUCCGAAGGCACCUCCACAACUGUUGGUGGUGAUUCCUUCUAUAACAGAAGCAUAAUGAGUCAUGGGAACACCCAAUCUAGCAUUCCUCCACAACCUUCUAGUUUUGGUGACACAUUCAAAUCAACUGACGGCCGAUGACUGGAGGGUGGGAAUCAAAUUCUGGAGAGACAAAUGGAAAGACAUACUUAUUCUACCACUGAUAAAUCUUGUAAGAGUUAUCCAGGAAAACAUCAGUUUUUCAAUUCAUUUAUUUUGUUCAACAUUUGUAUAGCCAUUGUGUCAGUCCUCCUCAAGAUAUUUGUUGUCUUUUAUCACAAGACACGAGAGCUACAUGUUUCUUGGUUUUGGAUUCUCUGAUGUAAAAUACAGAUUGAUUGGUGAGGGUGUGGAAGAAAAUGGGGGGGGGGGGAAGGGUGGUACUGUAGCAUCUGUUUUAAUGGUAGUGUUGUUUGAACUGCCAAAGUUAAGAACCGAAGUUUGUAUGAUUAAGAUGAUUCCUUUUUACCAAGUCUCUGAACUUUUUGAUCAAAAUCUUAGUGCUAAUCAUAAAGUUUUAUUCUUUGACUUUUGUUU
This is a messenger RNA of Telopea speciosissima, 3329 nucleotides long. RefSeq names its product receptor-like kinase TMK4. The transcript is spliced from 2 exons. Gene Ontology annotation, molecular function: protein binding; ATP binding; protein kinase activity. The coding region runs from base 78 to 2894 and encodes 938 amino acids. Lineage: Eukaryota; Viridiplantae; Streptophyta; Magnoliopsida; Proteales; Proteaceae. Gene Ontology annotation, biological process: protein phosphorylation. The record is from RefSeq and is a predicted model, not a curated record.